UGUUGCUAAAUUUUCUUCUUAAAACUGUUCAAAGUGAUAUUGCCCACAAAAGCCAAACAAGUUUCCCAUUUUACCAGUAAAAUUUCCCCCAAAAUUUCCCUCAGUUUCGCUCUCUUCCGGACUGAUUGGAUCUCACAUCCUCAUUCUUCAAUCCGGAAGAGACCCCAUAAAAUUAAUAAAAAAUCCUGCAACAGAAAUCCAAUUCUAGGGUUUUUGGUUCCUUCAAAUUGACUAAAGUUUGAAGCUUUCUUGAUAGAUUAAGCUUAUUUCAUCAUUUAGGGAUAUCGGUUCGUCUUAAGUUCGAAUUUAAGGGUCUUUUUUCGAUCGAAUUAUGGGGAAAACGAACUUUCUUAGACAAAGUUGAAACGUUUAGGGUUCUGUGUUUGUUCACUGAGAGCGCUUUUGGGCAGCCAAUGCAAUUUUUGGAUCGUAGUUUUGGAAAAUUUUCGGUCGUUUUUGAGAUACCGGGAAUAAAAUUAAAGCUCACUGAAGAAAUCAAUGUCUUGGGCAGGCCCAGAUGAUGUUUAUCUCUCUACUUCUCUUGCCAGUUACUUAGACAAGAAACUACUUGUAUUGCUUCGUGAUGGUCGAAAACUUAUGGGUACACUUUGUUCAUUUGAUCAAUUUGCCAAUGCCGUUCUUGAGAGUGCAUGUGAUAGAGUUAUUGUUGGUGACCUUUACUGCGACAUCCCAUUAGGUCUAUAUGUGAUCCGUGGGGAGAAUGUUGUUUUAAUUGGUGAGCUGGACUUGGAGAGGGAGGAGCUUCCUCCACACAUGACUCGCGUUUCAGUUGCAGAAAUUAGAAGGGCACAAAAAGCAGAGAGGGAGGCAUCAGAUCUCAAAGGUACAAUGAGGAAAAGAAUGGAGUUCCUGGAUUUGGACUAGCAUGUUGGCUUCCUGCACCUGAUGUUCCGCGAAUAUUAGGCGGUUGGCGGCGCAGGAGAAUCCAUUGACAGUGGAUAUUAACUCUCUCAAAUCUUUGAACAAUUUUCUAGAAGAAUGCCUGUUUUAUGAUUUGUCAUUUACUCUGUAGUACUGAUAUUGUUGGUUGAUAUAUAUCAAAUCGGUUUCUCUUUUCUGUUAUA
Molecule: messenger RNA, 1085 nt
Organism: Pistacia vera
Lineage: Eukaryota; Viridiplantae; Streptophyta; Magnoliopsida; Sapindales; Anacardiaceae
Product: sm-like protein LSM1B
Exons: 5
Coding region: 499-885 (128 amino acids)
Biological process (GO): deadenylation-dependent decapping of nuclear-transcribed mRNA
Cellular component (GO): P-body; Lsm1-7-Pat1 complex
Molecular function (GO): RNA cap binding
Source: RefSeq, a predicted model, not a curated record